AACGUACCCAAAACUCAGCUGGUAAGGCUUGCUACCACCACACUCCUCCGAUUCACGUAAAAGGUACUCUUCCCUGUAUAAUCUCAGUUGGCCCAUAUCAUAAUUAUGAUCAGAUCCUCAUUGGAACAGCAAAACAUGCCCCAUAUCAAAACGCGUGACUUGGAAAUUUAUAUUUGUUUGGACGUCUUGGACGGCCUCCUGCAUGCUACUAGAAUUCUCACAUUCUCCUCUUAAAUGGUCGGUCAAAGUUCAAACCUCAACCACCCUCUCUCUCUCUCUCUACUGUGCUAGAGUUUAGUCUAAAGAGCUCUGAUUAGUCUUCUUAUGAAGCUGAGUCUAUUCUCUUUGAUAUCCCCCUCUCUCUCUCUCUCUCUCUCUCUCUCACUCAUGGAGAGCCCAGUAAUACAGAAAUUCAAAGGGAAGCAGGUCAUGCAGAUGCAGCAGCUUUCUCGGCUAAGUCUAGGGCCAACCCAUGAAAGAUCUCCGGCGGAGGAAGUGGAAUUAGCUGCCACUGCAAUAAGCCUCGACGUGCGGUUGAGACCCUCAGACAUGCCCGCCCACAUGCAAGACCGAGCCCUGCGCUGCGCCAGAUUACUACUUGACUCCUCCGCCCCCGUUUCCCGUCCUAAUCCCACCCACCUAGCUCGGGCUCUCAAAAAGGAGUUUGACUCGCUGUACGGACCGGCCUGGCACUGUGUGGUGGGGACGAGUUUUGGGUCGUUCGUGACUCACUCACCGGGUGGCUUCGUUUACUUCUCCAUUGACUCACUUUCGGUUCUGCUUUUCAAGACGGAGGUUCAGUUGGUUGCCGAACCAGGUGACUAAAAAUUAGAAAAUUCCCAAUUCCCACACAGGAAAAUUAGAGCUGCCCAAUUGAUGUACUCUCUGCUAAAUUAUCUAUCAAAUUCGAUCAUUUUUUUCUUGGUUGUCUUGAAAGAAAGUGUUAUCCUGAAUUGAAUUACUGCUUGGAAAUUCCAUUACCACUGUAUCAGCAUGGUUCAAGGAAAGAACUAAGGUGGAAGAGAAAAAUCACGGUUUACAUCGAUAUAAUGGUAUCUACAGAAUUAUCACUGAAUUCACGUAAAUAAUCAUUCUGAUUCUCAUGCUCACCUGGUCUCUCUUCUUUUUUCCCUGCACCUUCUUACCUUCUGUUGCUGACUUGUGAGCAUACUGCGAGCUAUACCGAAUGGCAUUUGGUUCCUCCGAAAAGCCUGUCUCUUUCUGUCUUGUCUAUUUGGUACGACAAAAUCACAAAACGUGUUAUGAUCUGCUGCUAAACCGGAAUUAUUAUAAUCUGUAUGUUCCAUAAGUACACGCAACGAAACAUGAACCUCGAGAAUUCAGAGUACCGAUAAUAGUCUUAGGCCUAUAGAGGCUUUUGUCUUUUGUGUUUCAUUUUCCUGAGAUUUUUUAUCUAUGGUUUCACUUGGUGUUUUUGUGGUCAAUUGCAUUUGGU
Molecule: messenger RNA, 1456 nt
Organism: Juglans regia (Persian walnut)
Lineage: Eukaryota; Viridiplantae; Streptophyta; Magnoliopsida; Fagales; Juglandaceae
Exons: 2
Coding region: 325-825 (166 amino acids)
Biological process (GO): microtubule-based process
Cellular component (GO): dynein complex
Molecular function (GO): dynein intermediate chain binding; dynein light intermediate chain binding
Source: RefSeq, a predicted model, not a curated record